Macrobrachium nipponense is the source of this 5927-nucleotide messenger RNA. Its product is annotated as glutamyl aminopeptidase-like. Gene Ontology annotation, cellular component: cytoplasm. Bases 377 to 3322 code for a protein of 981 amino acids. NCBI's taxonomy places the organism in Eukaryota, Metazoa, Arthropoda, Malacostraca, Decapoda, Palaemonidae. The transcript has 18 exons. Gene Ontology annotation, molecular function: metalloaminopeptidase activity; peptide binding; zinc ion binding. Gene Ontology annotation, biological process: proteolysis; peptide catabolic process. The record is from RefSeq and is a predicted model, not a curated record.
GCGGCGGUUGGAACGGACUCGGGAUUAUUUUUUAUAACGCCGGGUGGGUGUGGAGACCCAAGGGCGGUUGUUUCUGGGUGGGGAAGGGAUGAAGGGGUAGCGGAAAAGUAGGGGGAGGAGGAUAAGGGCAGCGUAGCGCCCUGUUGUGUGUUUUCUCGGCCUUCUCCUCACUCAGUCAGUCAGCUUGCGAAUGCGGCUGUGUAGAGGCGCGAAGAGCAGGUGAAGCGCGCCAGGUGUUUGUGAAUGUGUGAGACUCGGCGUUGCUACUACUUGGCGUUCAUUAGCGAAUCAUCACAUCAAAAACUAGCAACUUCAAUGAACAAACAGUGAAAGUCAAACUCCGAAAAUCAGUGAGAACGUUCCAGCUCCCGCUGAAAUGGGUCAAGUAUUUGUAAGAAGAUCAACAGCUGCUCUGCUGUUCCUGGUGGCUGUCUUAUGCAUCGCCUGCGUGGCGCUUCUGGUGCUCCUCCUGGCCCCAGACUGGCAUGAUCCGGGAGGUCACAUGACCGCGGGUCCGCAAAGUAACCUCGCUCAAGUUUUUGGCGUAGCGCCGAACCACGAGCAUCGAUCCUCUCCUCCGACUCAAAGACCCCAGGCGACUAUAACGCAAAGGCACAUGACCACCCAGCGACCUCACCCAACCCCAGUUCCCUCCUCUAGCACUACCACAACGGCGGCCCCCAAGGAGCCUUGGGAAAGGGAGUAUCGCAUUCCGAGAGCCACCACUCCCAUUCACUAUGACCUCUUCCUGCACCCCGACCUUGAAACGGGGAGAUUCGAGGGUAAAAACACCAUCACCAUUGGCGUGAUUGAGCCCAUCGAUUACCUUGUGGUGCAUGUGAAGCAGAUGAAUGUGACCAAGACCGAACUCAAGGAUGGGUCGACGGGACAGCCGAUACCCUUAAACGAUGCUUUCGAGUACGAGCCCAAUCAGUUUUGGGUGGUGAGGCCCAAGGGUACAUUGCAGCCCAAAAAUUAUUCUCUGUACUUGGAAUUCGAAGGGUCCUUAGACGGGUCCAUCGUCGGACUGUAUCGCAGCUCGUAUACGACGAAAGAUGGAGAAAAGAGGUCUAUGGCAACAAGCAAAUUCCAGCCAACGGACGCCCGAAGCGCCUUCCCUUGCUUCGAUGAGCCUUCUUUCAAGAGUUCGUUCACAACCACUCUCAUCCGGCCGUCUCAGGGAUAUAUUGCUUUGUCCAACAUGCCCGUGGAGAGAGAAAUACCCGACUCGCCUUCCCCAGGCUUGACAGAGGUGAUCUUCCAGCGAUCUGUUCCUAUGGUGACGUACCUUGCUUGCUUCAUCGUCUGCGACUUCAAAUACGUGGAAGUCUCGACCAAAGAUAAUAAGCCUUUCAGAGUGUACUCUACUGCUGAGCAGCUGAGUCGUACCAAUUAUUCCAGAGAUUUGGGUGUUCAUGUCCUCAACUACUUCGAGGAAUACUUUAACCUAGAAUAUCCACUUCCAAAACAAGACAUGAUAGCCAUCCCGGACUUCAUAUCCGGCGCCAUGGAGCACUGGGGGCUCAUCACGUACCGGGAAGUCAACCUCUUGUACGAUGACAGAGGGUCGUCCUCCUACAACAAGCAGCGCGUCGCCUCAGUCGUUGCUCACGAACUUGCGCACAUGUGGUUCGGCAAUCUGGUGACCUUGAAGUGGUGGGAUGACUUGUGGCUGAACGAAGGAUUCGCAAGUUACAUAGAAUACAAAGGAGUCGCUAAUUAUGAGAAAAAUUGGGACAUGGAGGGCCAAUUCGUCGUCGACGACCUGCAGAGGGUGAUGGUCAUGGACUCCCAGCUGAGUUCCCACCCCAUAGUUCAGGCAGUCAAUCACCCCGACGAGAUCAAUGAAAUCUUUGACAGCAUCUCCUACUCUAAGGGAGCCUCCGUCCUUCGCAUGCUGGAGGACUUCAUGGGCCCAGAGGAAUUCCGCGUCGGAGUCAGCAACUUCUUGAGGAAGUUCAAGUACGACAAUGCCGUCACCAAGGACUUGUGGACUGAACUUGAGACUGUCUCCUCGGAACGUCUUGACAUCAGCAACAUUAUGGAUACCUGGACGAGGCAGAUGGGCUACCCGGUGCUCUCCGUCAAGAGGUCUGCUGUGGACUCGAAUAAGAUAGAGGUGAGGCAGAAGCGGUUCCUUUCCGACCCCCUGGCAGAAAGUCCCGACGAUUCGCCUUUUGGGUACCGAUGGGACAUUCCCGUCACUUUCGUUACCGACCUUUCUAACAAGACCCUAGUCUGGUUCCGCAGGAGUAUGGAUAAAUUGGUGAUUGAGAAGCCAGCGGGAGCAAAGUGGAUGAAACUGAACGUCGGCCAGUAUGGCUUCUACAGGGUGAACUACGAACCUUCGAUGUGGCAGGACAUUAUCGACUUACUCUUAAGCAACCACGAGGCACUCAGUGCUCCUGACAGAUCGAGUUUGCUGGACGACGCUUUCAAUUUAGCAGAAGCAGAUUUGUUGCCCUACGAGACUGUCUUGUCCUUGGUCGCUUACAUGAAGAAGGAGACCCACUACAUUCCUUGGAAGACCGUUGCCUCACACCUGAGCAAGACCGGGAGACUCCUCAGGAAGACCAAAUCCUACCCAUACUUCAGGAAAUACAUCGUUAAUUUGGUGAAGGACCACGUCGAGAGACUUGGCUGGAACGACACUGGCAGCCACCUGGAAAGGCGUAACCGUCUAGACUUGAUGGCGCUGGCUUGCAGUAAUGGCUACCAGCCUUGCCUGGAAGGCGCCUACGAGCGACUCGUCCAGUGGAUCCUGAAUCCAGAAUACUUCAUUCCACCCAACACUCGCUCGCUUGUGUAUAAGUACGGUGUUCAGAAGGCUGGCUUUGAAGAAUGGGACAUUAUGAAAGAUCGAUAUUCCUCCGAAGUGAACGCCCAGGAGAAAACAAAACUGGCUCUAGGUCUAUCAAGCAGUAAUGAAGACUGGAUUGUAGAAAGGUGGAUGAUGUUAGCCAAGAACGAGAGCAUCGUGCGUGGCCAGGACUACUUCACCGUCCUCAACAACAUCGCGUCUAAUCCCUGGAGCACACACAUCGUCUGGAGUUUUGUCAAGGCGAAUUGGCCUUACCUAGUUGACAGAUUCAGUCUUAAUAACCGGUAUUUGGGGCGGAUGGUCAAGUAUGUAUCGACGAGGUUCACAUCGCAUUACGAGUUAGAUGAACUGGAGGAAUUCUUCGCGAAAUACCCGGAGGGCGGCUCGGGAGCGCGGGCCAGGAAGCAGGCCGUCGAGGAGAUCCACAAGAACAUCGCCUGGAUCGAGAAAUACGAGGACACUCUCUACUCAUGGUUCCUGAGAAACGCUGGAAAACUGUAAAAUGCUGUGCGUCACGGGUGCACUUAUUCCAAAGCCAUUUUAAGUCUUAGAUGGUGACCUCCAAGCGUUUUCGGGGUCGUUAUUUAAAACUAAUAUUUACCGUCUUGUGGUUAUUUUUUUUUUUUUUAUAGGUCAUCCCCAAUGGGCUUGUACUCAAUUCGCCGCAAAGGUGGAUACGUAUACACCGGGUUUAAAUCCGAAGGGGUCACUAUCUAGGAAAGAUCAGAAAAAUUCAUAGCAUUUGAUAAAUCGUCGUAAAUGCAUUCGUUAUGAAUGUCUUCAUUAUGGAGUGAAUUUAUGAAAUUAAUCGGACGGUUGACAUUAAGCAUGGAACACUUACUUGGAUUUGUUAUUGCGAGUCCAGAAAAAUGCAGUGAAAAGACUUCAUUCACGAAUAACACAUGUGACCUGUAACUUCCAUGUUCCUCUGCGAAUAAAAGAUUUUCCUUUGAUUAUUCUUCUUCAAACUACGUCUAAUGAUAGAUCUGUAAACACAGGUAUAUUCAUAUCCAUUUGCCAUAGGGCAGCUAUUCGCCUGUACAUCUGGACUGUAUGCCUCUCUUAGAAUACUUCAUUGUGAUCUUUGUUAUCUAAUAGGUAAAAUGUUUGCUACUGGAUCGAAUUAUCUUACGAAGUCAGUACAAAAACCACCAUAUAUAUAUAUAUAUAUAUAUAUAUAUAUAUAUAUAUAUAUAGUAUAUAUAUUAUGUGUAAAAUUAGUGACAUACUAUCAGAUAUGCAUACACAAUACUGUAUGUGAAAACACACAAAUAUAAUAUAUAUAUAUAUAUAUAUAGUAUAUAUAUUAUGUGUAAAAUUAGUGACAUACUAUCAGAUAUGCAUACACAAUACUGUAUGUGAAAACACAUAUAUAUAUAUAUAUAUAUAUAUAUAUAUAUAUAUAUAUAUAUAUAUAUAUAUGUAUGCAUACUUUGAAUAUAGAUGUAUACAUACGUAACACAACCACCACUAUCACCCCCCGCCCCCCAAAAAAAAUGCCGUUAUCUAGCAAAAAACCAAUAUUAGUAAACCUUUAUCGUAUAAGAACAAGAGCCUCUGUUAGUGAAGUCUCGCAACUAAUGGCUCCUGUGGAUCGCAAGAUGGUGCUUCGCAUCUUGUCAGUAACUGAGAGAUCUAAUUCAUGUAUUUUAUUUAUAAGUAGGUAUUACAUUGCUGUGUGUAAACUGCAAAUGGGUAGAGAGUCUUUAGUAAACUGAAUGUGGGACAUUUUUUUUCCUUCAUAUUUCUAUUGUAUAAAAAAAGAGAACAAAGUCAAUUCCUCUAGGAGCCAUGACAGAAAGACUUCUGAUGCGUUUAUAUCUCCCAAAGAGAAACACUUUUGUACAUUGCCCGUUGGACGUUUUGAUUUGCAAUGAACUUAAAUAGAUGCGUUGUCUUGACGCCUUUGCCGAGAGUAAGUGAGAAAAACGUCCCUAAUCCUUGACCCUUUCCAUUUUGUUUUUUACCGAACGAGUUGAAAGGCUGAAACUACUUUGCAUUCCUGAGUAAAUGUUUUAUUUUAUCAUGAAAAUAUAUUUUUAUUCUUAUAUUCUCAUGUGUGUGUGUUUCCUUUAGCUAUGAAAAGACAGACAUAAUUUAGGUUGACUGGUUUUACUGUUAUUUUAUGUUUAUUUCUGAUCUGUGCAUAACUACUCUCCGUUGCAUUUAACUCGUAGUCUUAAAUCUACUCGAAUCUCCUUCAACUAUAAUUUAAUAAUGACAACCUAAGUAUUUCCUAUUCAACGUCUGUAACAAAAGAGCAAUGUUGAGUCCCAAAUCCCAAAAGCUUUGUAAUUGAACUUUUUAUCAACCUGAUCGUUGCAGAGGACAUGUAGUCAGUCCCCUUAAGUUUAGUCGAACAUUCGUUGUGCCAAGAUAAAGGAUCAGUUAGAGAUGACGAGAUUUGAAUUAUGUGAAUUUAAUUGCUUUUUGGAUAAGUUAUUAUUUACCCUUACUUAGUUAUUGCAUAACUUUCAUAACAUUCUUUUUAUUUUGUACAUAAGAUGCCAUUUGUCACUUAGAAUGUUUCAGAUACAAAUGGAUGAUUUUCCAUUAAAUGUAGAUCAGUGUACAGUUUGAUUUUAUCUGACUAUAGGAUGACUGCCGUGACACCUUGUUACCAUUGAAAUGGACUUCUGCUGUAUCAUUGUAAAAUCUGAAAUUAAGAAAAAUAUCGUACUUAAUCAUUUGUAUACCUGAUUAACAAAAUAAAUUGUACAAAAACUUAACCAGCUUACAGAUGGCAAUCGGAAACAAGGAAUCCUGUGUUCUUUUCAUUACUCUAAAGACAGGUGCUGUAGGGAACUGAAGAUUGUCAAGGCCAGAGAUUAGCACAACGUCUAUUUAUUUUUUCAGGAUUCAGCAACAGAUGCUAUAAAUUCUUUGGAAAUUGCAAAGCUCGUAUAUUAAAUUACGGAUUUAUUUCCGCUUUGUGAGUUGCAGUCAGAUAUAUGUCAGGGCUUGUCUGUUCCUCAGUUUCGGGAAUGAAGAUCAAGAUAAGUAACAAGACGAGUCAGAGGCGGUAGAUAACUUAGUGUCUAUCAAAUUGUAUGUCAAUCGUUUUUGUAUCAAAAAUGACCAAGUGGAAUAAAAAUGUGUAUACAAA